GUGGUCGACAAAUAGUCGGUAGACCUCUCUCUCUCUCUCUGUUCUCUCUUCUCUCUCUGUCAUUGAAGCUAACGAAGAUUCCAACAGCUCUUCUCCACUCGAAGUUCUCUCUCCCCGAUUCCACCCAUACCUCCGCCACUAAAUCUGCCGGAAUUUUUGCUGGCGGUGAUGGAGAACGCCGACGUGUUCGGCUCGUCAACGGCGCCUCUGACGUGGCACGACUUCCUGGAGCGCAUGCGACAACCCUCGGCGGCCGAUUUCGUCAAAGCCAUCAAAAGUUUUAUUGUGUCAUUUUCAAACAACCCACCUGAUCCAGAAAGGGACAGUGCUGCUGUACAGGAGUUUCUUUGCAACAUGGAAGCAGCUUUCAGGGCUCAUUCUCUUUGGGCUGGUUGUUCAGAGGAGGAGUUGGAAAGUGCUGGCGAAGGACUGGAGAAGUAUGUCAUGACGAAGUUAUUUCCUCGUGUGUUUGCUUCAGUUCCUGAUGAUGUGAAAGUUGAUGAUGAACUUCACGAAAAGAUGGCUCUAAUUCAGCAAUUUAUACACCCAGAGAACUUGGAUAUCCAGCCAAUUUUUCAAAAUGAAACCUCAUGGUUGCUUGCACAGAAAGAGCUACAAAAGAUCAAUAUGUACAAGGCGCCAAGAGACAAGCUAGUUUGUAUCCUCAACUGUUGCAAGGUCAUCAAUAACUUACUGCUCAAUGCUUCUAUUGCUGAAAACCAGAAUCCACCUGGAGCUGAUGAAUUUCUUCCUGUUCUCAUUUUUGUUACUAUAAAGGCAAACCCUCCGCAGCUACACUCCAAUUUGCUAUACAUACAACGUUACAGGCGGCAAUCCCGACUAGUUGCAGAAACAGCCUAUUUUUUCACAAAUAUUCUCUCAGCAGAAUCCUUCAUUUUGAAUAUUGAUGCCAAUGCCCUUUCGAUGGGCGAAGCCGAGUUUCAAAAUAACAUGGAAUCUGCCCGAGUCCUCUUGUCUGGCCUUUCAGCAGAAUCUGAUGAUACGUCUAGCCAAAGUGAUAAAAACCUUAUUGCUAGGGCAGAACCCACUGAGCCUAAGCAACAAGCUUUUACUACAAACAAGCAUCAGGACCCUAGAGUGCAAUCUCAUUUCUCAGUUGGAUCAUCUGAAGCGAAAUUGGGGAAUAAGGAGAAAGCAUCUGGAAAAGAUCAGCAAACAAUAUCCAAUGUUCUAUCCACAUCAGAUUUGGAGAAUAUAGGAGCAUCUAUGCUUAUGAUGGAGGACCAAGUGAGCCAAAUCUUUCAAGAUUUUCCGUAUUUAUUCUCCCAAGCCGGUGACCUAACAGUCAGUAAUGUAGAAGAGCUCCUAGAUAAUUACAAACAACUUGUUUUCAGGUAUGUUUGUCUUUCUAAAGGAAUGGGAAUUUCGAUUCCAUCUCCUCCGUUGUCCAAUUCACACCAUCAAUCUGAACUUAUAGCCAAAAAUGCAAAUGAAUCUGAAGAUACCAGAGCAGAAGAGUCUAAUUAUGAGACGGAAAAAGAUACUGAUAGGACUGAUGAUGACUCAAAUGGUGUCUCGCUGCCUGUAGUGGAAAAGUCGGAAUCCAAGAUAGUACAAGAUGAAGCAUUGGAGUCUCAAAGUGUGGUGAAUGAUUAGAUUUCCCCAAGAUAACUCGCGAGGCAUGCUCUACAUGCAGGAUAUACGUGGAUUUAUGGAAAUGGUGGCCAUCCGAGCUUUCUAGAUUUCUCAAGGGAUAAAAUGUCGGUGUUGGGUCCCAAUUUGCAAGUUUGGCAGUUUGUUUCUGGAUGGACAUGGAGAGAACACAGACUGAAGCGAAUCCAGAAAUUUGAGCAGGAGAUAUAAGGCCCGAGUAAUGUACUUUGCUUCAGAAUCAUUUUGUCUUCCUCAAUGUGUUGAAGCUAUUGUUGCAUGUGAAUGCUGGGGGAGCGGAAGCCCCUUUCAGAUGGUAGGAAUUGGCUGUCGUCCAGUCUGAUUGUAAAACUAGUUGCCAUUGUUGUCUAGAUCAAGAAACGUGAUUUCAUGAUCUGUUUUGGGAAAUGUGUUUUCUUGAAAGUUCCCUUGAAACAACUUUUGGGAAAGCACACUUUUAUUGUGUUAAGUGAAUUUUUGGGACCUACCGUGAAACCAACGAGAUAUGAUACUGAUGUCUUUUCAAA
Messenger RNA from Rhododendron vialii, 2138 nucleotides. RefSeq names its product vacuolar protein sorting-associated protein 9A-like. Gene Ontology annotation, biological process: vesicle-mediated transport. NCBI's taxonomy places the organism in Eukaryota, Viridiplantae, Streptophyta, Magnoliopsida, Ericales, Ericaceae. The transcript has 5 exons. Gene Ontology annotation, cellular component: endocytic vesicle; cytosol. The coding region runs from base 169 to 1617 and encodes 482 amino acids. The record is from RefSeq and is a predicted model, not a curated record. Gene Ontology annotation, molecular function: guanyl-nucleotide exchange factor activity; small GTPase binding.